This is a messenger RNA of Penicillium griseofulvum, 1095 nucleotides long. RefSeq names its product velvet factor family protein. The record is from RefSeq and is a predicted model, not a curated record. The transcript has 3 exons. The coding region runs from base 1 to 1095 and encodes 364 amino acids. Lineage: Eukaryota; Fungi; Ascomycota; Eurotiomycetes; Eurotiales; Aspergillaceae.
AUGUACGCCGUCGAGGAUAGACAUCAUCCCGUUCCACCUCCGCUCUCAAUGGAUCGCAUCUCUGCUCCGUCCGUCCAGUACCCGUCGGGGCCCAACUCGCUGCGGCAAUCCGACCAUUUGGCACCCGUGACAAACUAUCAAGACGGUCGCUCUUGGUCAUUACAAGUGGUGCAGCAGCCCAUCCGGGCUCGUAUGUGUGGAUUUGGUGAUAAGGACCGAAGACCUAUCACCCCUCCACCAUGCAUUCGUCUUAUUGUGCGCGACGCCCAAACCGAUAAGGAAAUCGAUAUCAAGUAUGUCCAACCACCUGUUUUCUACCCGUCGGCUUUCCUAAUCCCUCCCUCUAGUGAAAUCGAUACCUCAUUCUACGUGCUCACUGUCGACCUCUGGAAUGCCGAUGGUACCAGCGAAGUCAAUCUCGUCAAGCAUUCCGCUACCUCCCCCUCCAUCUCUACCGCCAUGUCCUCCUCAUACCCUCCCCCGCCUCAGAGCGUAUCUCCAACCUACCCCGGCUACAACCAGAAUCAGUACCCCGUGGGCUACCCUGCACAAAUGAACAACUACUACGGUGGCCAGCAGGUGGCGUACCAAAACCAAUACGGCCAGCCAGUGACGUACCCGCAAUACUACUCCGGUGGUCAAAUGCCGCCAUCCAUGUCGCCCGCUGCACAACCCGUUUCCGGUGGACCCGGUGGCAUGUUCACUCGCAAUCUGAUCGGAAGCCUCAGCGCCAGUGCUUUCCGGCUGACAGACCCGGACAACAAAAUCGGCGUAUGGUUUAUCCUGCAAGAUCUGAGUGUACGGACAGAAGGCACAUUCCGUCUGAAAAUGAGCUUCGUUGACGUGGGCACCUCAUCUGGCGAAACCUCCAAUGGCGCCCCGGUCAUCAAUCACGGCACCGCACCCAUUCUCGCAUCGGUUUUCUCCGAACCCUUCCAGGUCUUCUCUGCCAAGAAGUUCCCCGGUGUUAUUGAGAGCACCCAGCUCAGCAAAUGCUUUGCGCUCCAGGGUAUCAAGAUUCCCAUUCGCAAGGACGGAGUAAAGGGACCUCGCCGAGGUGGAGACGGAGAUGAUGACGAUGAAGGCGACUAUUAA